CUUUGCCUGCUUGAAGACCUUGUCAAUCCCCUCUGGCUUGAGCAGGUCUAGAUCGACGGCGAGGAAGUUCUUGUCGUUGGCACCGUCAAUCUUGAGCUUGGAGCUGGUGCGGGCCGUGGCGACGACGUUGUCGCCUGCAGCGAGGGCUGCCUUUGCCAUCUCGUGGCCGAAGCCGGUCGUGGUGCCUGUGAUGAUGAAGGUGCGUGCCAUUGUUGAUAUCGAUGAGAAGGUUGGUAGACGGAAGAAAGGAGGAGUGGCGAGAGGAGGGUGGAGGGCGGUGUUAUGAAGUGUGGGGGCGACGUGGGCGAAAGGGUCUCUUGUGGAGGCGCCCAAUCACCGCCGGCACGAUUGGCCGCUGGUGCAGAUCCGGCGGCGGCCAAAGCACCCAAGGGCCCAGGUUGCAGCCAGCCUGCACCUGGGGCCGUCGUCGCCUACUCGGCAGCUUGACUUGGUGCUUGCCAUCAUUGAGCCUCGACGUUUGCUCUGCUACACACCUCUGUCGCUGCCAUCAGCCUGCAAUGCUGCACUGAGGGCGAGGCGCUCAUGCGAGACGGAAGCACUCGACUUUCUCGCGUGGCUUUCUCCCCGCACGCACAUGUGCGACGCAACUCUUG
Jaminaea rosea is the source of this 614-nucleotide messenger RNA. RefSeq lists its product as hypothetical. The record is from RefSeq and is a predicted model, not a curated record. The coding region runs from base 222 to 530 and encodes 102 amino acids. NCBI's taxonomy places the organism in Eukaryota, Fungi, Basidiomycota, Exobasidiomycetes, Microstromatales. The transcript has a single exon.